Messenger RNA from Megalopta genalis, 9372 nucleotides. NCBI's taxonomy places the organism in Eukaryota, Metazoa, Arthropoda, Insecta, Hymenoptera, Halictidae. The record is from RefSeq and is a predicted model, not a curated record.
UUGUUUCAGUCUAAAAUGGCCCUGGCGAUAUAGUACAUAUGUAAUGAACUAUGGAAAGAAAAAUGAAAUUACACGUUUUUCAUAAAUUUGCCAAAAAAUAUUUCUGCAUGCGUAAACUAUGAUUGGAUCCAAUGGUGCUUUCGUCGACAAUAGUUUGGUUCUAAGCGUUCAUUAAUGGGCAUCGACGAUCGUGUUGCUGUCGGCCUACGUAUUCUGCGAAAUACAUAUAUGUACUGCAUUGAGGGGACGAUUUUUUUCUAAAAAUGCAUUUAAAAUGCAUUUGUGCGUUUCUAAGCUGGAGAGCCUCUUGCAGAACACAGGCACACUUGCCGAUUGGUUACGUCACUUCCAGGCGUGGUGCGGUGCAAUGUGUUAUGUGCGUGUGCUACUGAAAAUGGCCGUGUACGUACGGGUCCGUCUAGUUUACUGAUUUCGACAUACUUUUUUCGCGUUUCCACGACUAUUUUUGGGUGAUGAACAGUGGAAUUUGUUCGGAUACACAUAGUUCGGGAGAUCGUGCGAGACAAAGUUUUCAGUGGAACGUCAAUGGUUGCAAACCAAGACAAAGUGUGCCUGUUUCGCCAACAGUGGAUCAUUAAAAGAGAAGCCUUGUGUCUGUUCAAGUGGAAAUAAGGGAUAAUUAAUAAUGGGUCUGAUUGUUGCUGCACACAUUGCUAUCGAUUAUAUUGAUGGAUCUAUCAUUUUCUGAACAUCGAUUAUAAGUUGUCAAGAUGCGGGAGAGAUUUGGUAUAAUCCCCUGGUAUCGAAUGGGGAUUUAAACCAUAUCUUUUUCUUAAAUUUUCUAUCGAGGUAGAAAAUACAUUGAUACGAUAAAAAGUAUGAUGCGCUAUAUUUAAAGAAAAGGAGAAGAUGAUUUCAUACAUCUUGUAACUGUUACAUGUUACAAUGAAUUAUUCAAGCACUAAAUAAGUUAAUGUUUAAGUGCAGAAUUAAAGUAGAUAUUUCUUGUUAAUGGUAAUACUAUUGAAUUUUAUAACAUAAUGUAAUAGAAGUACAGUUUUUAUACACGUGAAUGUAUUGAAAGAAUAUCGUAAAAAUGUCAUUCUUAUCGAAUUUAAAGAAAGCAUUCCACUUUGGUGGUAAUGAUGCAAAGAAAAAAAAGUUAUAUAAUAAUAUUAAAAUGGAUUGUAAUCCAGAAGAAUUCUGGGAAAUGGUGGGUGAACUUGGAGAUGGAGCAUUUGGUAAAGUGUAUAAGGCACAGCAUAAACAAACGAAUCAGCUAGCUGCUGCAAAAAUGUGUGCCCUUGAAGGAGAAGACGAUCUUAGUGAUUUCAUGAUUGAAAUAGACAUAUUAUCAGAAUGUAAACAUCCAAAUGUUGUCGAAUUACAUGAAGCAUAUUUUAUAGAGGGCAAACUAUGGAUGCUGAUAGAAUAUUGCGAUGGUGGUGCUGUUGAUUCCAUAAUGGUGGAAUUACAGAAAGCUUUAACAGAACCGCAAAUAGCCUAUAUAUGUCAACACAUGACUAAAGGACUUGCAUUUUUACACAAAUCCAAAGUAAUUCACAGGGAUUUGAAGGCAGGGAAUGUUCUGUUAACAAUGGCUGGAGGAGUGAAAAUCGCUGAUUUUGGCGUAUCUGCGAAAAAUAAGCAUACGUUACAAAAACAUGAUACAUUUAUUGGUACACCUUACUGGAUGGCACCAGAAGUAGUCUUAUGCGAAACGUUUCGGGAUAAUCCUUAUGAUUUCAAAGUAGAUAUAUGGUCGCUCGGGAUUACCCUAAUCGAAUUUGCGCAAAUUGAGCCUCCAAACCAUGAAAUGUCACCAAUGCGGGUACUCCUAAAAAUACAAAAGAGUGAUCCACCGAAACUCGAGCAACCUGGGAAGUGGAGUAAAGAUUUCAAUGAUUUUAUUGCGAAGGCUCUCAUAAAAGAUCCAACAUCAAGACCUCCAGCCGAUGAACUGUUGAAGCAUUCGUUUAUUAAUCGGAAUUUGGAUUCAAAGCCGAUCAGGGAUUUGCUCUUGGAGUACAAAGCCGAUGUCGUCGAAGAGGAAUUGGUCGACGAGGAAGCAGAGAAGGCAAAAAUGGCGAAAAAACACAAAGAACUAUAUCAGCGGAUCGGCUGUGCAUGCGGCUCUCCUGGGCCUCGCCAGCCCCAUCACCCCUGCGUUUGUCAGGAGCAACGCACAUCUCAGCUUCCUCUGGAGGUGGAUCAGCUCGGAGAUGACUCUGCAUCUAUGCGCAGUGACGCUGAUGUCAAGAUUUCUGAGAAAGAAAAUCUUGCCGCAUCACCCGUAUCUGCGAAGAAAGAAGAGAGCCACAAACGAGAGAUCAACAGAGAUGGUGAAAAGGAGGACAGGAACAAGAAAUUACGGAAAGCAGAAUCUAAAGAGAACAUACCUACGUCUGUUGAGAAGAAACAAGCACCUAAACCACCUAGUACAAGCGAAGCAAACGAACGUAGAGUAUCUCGGGAGAAAGGUCCUGCUCCUCCUCCACCUCCUAUGCGUCAGGAUAGUAAAAACGAGGAUAAGGAAAAUAAUUUGAAGACUUCCGAUAAGCAGAGCGUCAUCGAGAUACUAGACCAAUGUAAGAGCACUGAGGACAGCAAACGAGAAAAACACCCGUCAUCAGAGAGUCACGACAUGGUAGAGACAGGCUUGGAUACCGAGAAACAGGGCGUCAAAGAUAGUUUUGAGAAAUUAACAGCUGGUAAUGAGAAGGAGAAGGACACGAGACAGAAAUUGAUAGCCGAAGCUAAAGCGAGUCAGUCAUCCAGAAUGGAAUUACCAUUGGAAGAAAAAAGAAAAUCCGCUCCAGUUAGACCAGAGUCGACAGAGGAUUGGUCGAAGCCAGCAUUCAACAAACAAUCCUCGUUAGAAGAGAGAAGCAGAGGCGAGAAAAAACCCGUUGACGUGCAGAUGAAACGACCAUCCCUAACGGAAGACAGUCGCAAAAGCUUGCAGGAGAAGCGAAAGUCGGUCGAGGAGAAGUUAAAUGCGGUUCUAGAGAAACGAUUCUCGAUGGAUUCCGAAAUGCGCACGAACAUUCCAUCGCUGGAAACGUUGACGCGUCGAGAAACGGCCGGUCCAAGUGCGAUCCUGUCCGAAAAUAACAUCGUCAAGGCUUGCUCCACGGAGGAUAUUAAAACCGAUUACGGAACAGGCAAGGUGGAGUCUGUCGUUAAAAGUCACAGCGAAGGAUCAUCCAGAUACGAUUCGUUGGAGAACUUUUCGGACGAGUUCGAUGGGAAACGAGAAAAGAAGAAGAAGUGGUUACACAAGGAACUGACUCGUGAGAGUGUCGCGAACGAAGCUUCCACCGGCGAAAAAAGAGGUUCUUCGAUAAAUGUAUCGGUAAUUACAUCGACGCCUAUUAGGAGUAGAAGUGCGUCGUCGAGAAGAGGUAGCGGGGACAACGUAGUUGUCAUAACCGGAAAAGCUGACCAAGAUAUACGUCCAAAUACAUCAACCGUCCGGAUCACGGCCGAAAGUCCAGACUUAUCGAAUAGCCUAGCGAGCAACAUAAGCCAGGUAACAGUCGUGACUACUCAUCCUCCGGUAUUGGUCGACGCCGUGUCGCCGACGCCUCUCUCUUGCCGACCGUCUCCAACCUCAGAAGUGGUGAUUGUUGCGAACGAAUUGAACAAGACGCAAGUAAAUGAAAGCUCGACCGACGACGACGGAUUUCCGAGCCUGGACAGCCUGGAAUACACGCCGCAGGAACAGCCAAUUGUUCUUACGGACGCUUCGAAACGGGUGGGCAAGAAGCUGGAUGAGUCCGAGGUGUUGAUUGUAAGUCCGAUUGUGGACGAGUUGCAGGACACUAGUCACGUCUCCGUGGUGACGGUCGGUGACGACAAGGAACAGGUGAAGGACUCCUCCAUGCUAAACAAACGCGGCGCAGCGCGAACUGCCUCCUCGCAGAGUUUGCUCGAUAGAUCGAGUACAAAGAGUGAUAGCGGGGAUGAGAUUACGAAGAUGAUAGUCGCUGGAACGACUGUUGAGCACGUGGACAUCGACGACAUGGACCGAAACUCGAAGAAGGUGAACGGCUUGAUCAAAACCGAUAAGGCAGUUGCGGGUGGCCGCAUCGACGAAAAGGUUCUCAAGACGAUCAGACAGAAGGACACAGGCAAAAUGUACAAAGAGAAAAGAAUAUCUCCGGACAGCUUUGAGGGGUCGAGAUCGCAGAGCGAGUCCGGCUCGACGAGAUCGCACACGCCGAGCAAGAGCAUAGAUCGUUCGGACGCCGAGUCAAUCUCGACCACGAUCAGCCAGGACAGCAGAGAAUCGAACAAGGAAAACCACAUCAGUCAAGGACAGACGCCGGAAACGGAAGAGGAAGUAGUGCUACGGCGGAAGCCCGAUUACGCUCGCGAUAUACCGCGGCCGACCAAGACAAAGGAGGACAUACAGAUGAUGAAUUUGAAGAAAAAAACAAGAAAGCGAACUAGGAAAUUUGAGAUAGACGGGGUGGUGGUUACGACGACCACGUCUAAGGUGAUCUAUGGCGACGACGAGAACGGCAAAGUCUACGAUGAUCAGAUAUUUAGGAAGCAGGAGUUGAGGGAACUGAAGAUGCUGCAGAAGAUGGAGCAAAAGCAGUUCCAGGACCUAUCGCAGAAGGCCCAGUUCAACAAGGAUCAGCAGGAGAAGCGUUUCGAGCAGGAACGCCAGCUCUUGGAGCGGAACGCCGAAACCGAUUUGGAAACGCUUGGCCGGCAGCAGAGGCAGCAAAUUGAGCGAGCUGAAGCGCAGCAGGAGGCUGAUCUCAGGCUAGCCUCGAAGAAGAUCCGCAGCGAGCAGGAGAGGGAGCUGAAACAGUUCCGGGAGAGCCUCAAGCAGGAGCUCAGACUGCUGAAGCAAGAGGUGGAUCUGAUGCCGAAGGACAAGCGGAAGAGCGCGUUCAAGAUCCGAAAGGAGAAGCUCGAGGCCGAACACGAGGAAAGAGAGAAACACUUUUUGGACAAGCUGAACGAAAGCCACGAGCUCUCUCUGAGGAGACUGUCCGAUAGCCAUCGGGAAAAGAUCGCGCUGAUGGAGAGGCAAUUCUUGCAGCAGAAACAACAGCUGAUGAGGGCUCGGGAGGCGGCGAUCUGGGAGCAAGAGGAACGGCAUAUUCAUGAGAAGCAGCAGCUGCUGAAGAAACAACUGAAGGACAUCUUCUUCCUACAAAGGCAUCAGAUGUUGAUUCGCCACGAGAAAGAGCUCGAGCAGAUGAAGCGGAUGAAUCAGAGGAAAGAGGAGGAGCUGGUCAAGCGGCAGACGGUCGAGCGCAGAAACCUGCCGAAGCGGAUCCGCAACGAAAUGAAGGCGCGCGAGAUGAUGUUCCGGGAGUCGAUGAGAAUCUCGAUAUCGGCGGUAAUUGCGCCGGACCCGGACGCCGAGCGGGAGAAGCUGAAGAAAUUUCAGGAAAAUGAGAAGAAGAGAUACAGGGCGGAGCAACAGCGGUUCGAAUUAAAGCAUUCGAGGCAACUUGAAGAAGUGAGAGCGCAGAGUGACGCCACCAUCAAAGAACUGGAACAGUUGCAGAACGAGAAGAGGAAAAUGCUAAUGGAGCACGAAACGUUGAAGCUGAAGGAGUUGGAAGAAGCGUACGGUAAAGAACUACGGGAGUGGAAGGCGCAGUUGAAGCCUCGCAAACAGAGAUUGGAAGAGCAGUUCGCUCUACAGCUGGAGGAACAGGAGGCGAUUUAUGGACCAAGCGCGAUACCGUUGUGCUUGCCGGCGGAUCUUCCGGAUUUGACGCAUCACACGGCCGGCUCGACGCGCAGCUCGCUCUCCUCGGGAGUACGGUGCCUCUUUCGAAGCUAGCGCCGCGAAGGCGAACAUCUAACAACAUUUUGCGACGAUAGGUCCAUCUUUAUCAGUACCGCCGAGCGCGUUCACCAACGGGACGAACUUCCGUCGUCCGAUAUCGGAGAACGAGCACGUGUGAAAAUGAAACAAACAAAGAGAAAGAAUCUUACCGCAAUGAUCGUCAGACGCACAGAUCAUCGCAUCGAAUCGCAGAGAGUGAUAAUCCGAAUAGGCCAGAGCUACCUUGAACAUGUGAUCCCAGUUAUAUUUUGCAUACAGAAAACAAAGGAUUUUCGAUGUUUUAUGAACGUCGAUUAACUCGUUGGUUAACAUUGUACGAAUCUUGGAGAAACGACGAUAUUGUUUCGAACGUUUAUUUACUUGAGAAGGCAUAUACGUUUUUUCUGCAAAUGUAGUCGAGUAUUAACCGACGAAUGAACGAAUGUUCGUAAAAUGUUGAAAACAUCAGUCUUUAAUAAUGCUGUCCGAUCCGAUGCGAGGAGAACGCAGGUAGCGGUAGCGUCCAGUGUCUAGUGUGUUCGAAAGAUGCCUAGCCAAUUUUCUACGUAGGUGAAAGCAUACCCGAAGAUAAUAUAUUUUCGCUCGUUCGAACCGCAACUCUAAUUAUGAGUGCCGUUCAAGCGCACGCUGAUCCAAGGAUUUGAGAUUGGUCUCGAAUCGAUUUGGAAUCGGUUUCGAAUCGGUUUUAAAUCGCCGUGCGACCCGUGUAUUUCGAAUCCGUGUAUCUCGAGGGCUCGUGCACGAUUUCUUACGAGAGGAACGCGAAUCGAGCUACACGAAUCUAUUUUUUAGCGAAUAAUAAUAAACACGUUUAAACACUACGAAUCAAAGGUUUACGCCAAAUAUGUACACAAAUGUAUGGUUGCUUGUUGUGCGGCUACGUGGCUCGGCGACGUUAGAGAAAAAGAGAUAAAACGUGUGUGUAAAAGAGCGAGAGAGAAGGCAGUCUCUUUUUCCAAUCCAUGUUCGAAAUGGACAUGAGUGGCUGACGUGGCCCCCGUAGAUGCAGAAGUAUAUUUGUAUAAAAUAUUUCUUUUCUUUUCGUUUCGUUUUUUCAGCGUUGUAUUCUCUUAUCUGCUCGCUUGUCGUUUGUACAUUGUCACUUGUUUUCUUGAAUAGGUUUUCUUCGUUUCUCGCGUUGAUCCGUCUGAAAGAGAAAGAGAUAGAGAGAGCGAGAGAGAGAGAGAGAAAAAGAGUUUUAUGCAUGUCCCUUUGCAAGGAGUUUUUGUACAUACUUAUUAUAGAGAACUGGGACAAAUCGUUCGAUGUAUUUUGAAUAUUAUCUGGCGUGAAUGUUUUGUACGACAAUUAUUUCGACACUGUUCGUUUCCCUGGUUCUUCGCGAAAGACGGAGUUUCCAGUUGUCGACGGAAAAGCGGAGACUGUUUUCCGAAAGAAUGAGUUCCCGUUCGCAUUUCGCGGAAACCCCAUGGAACUAUUCGACGAUGGUACUAUUUUUGGAUUGAACGUUCUCUUCGAGUUGACGUAAAAUAGGAAUGUCGUGGUCGAUGGUCGAACUAGUUAAAGAAAGAGAGUAUGAAUGAGUGAAAGAGGAUAUUUGCCAAAGCAUAUAUAUAUAUAUAUAUAUACAUAUAUGUACGUGCGUAUAUGUAGACACAUACGUAUAUUCGUGGAGCACGAGGAUUAUCGAGAACGGUAACAAUCGGGUUUUUCGAUUACAAUUCAAAGUUGGGAGAUUUCAGAUUUUUAUACUAGUUACCGGGAGAGAGAGAGAGAGAGAGAGAGGGGGGGGGGGAAGCGUUUUUUCAGAAAAACAGGAUCGAGUCGCGGUAACGAGGAUUCGAAUGUUCAAACUUGUAUGGAAUGUCGUGCGCGAAUUUAACGGAACGUAAUUUAUAAGCGUUGAUCGGCGAAUACUGCUAGCGACACGGAUGGAAUGGACGAGAGAAAGAAAGGUACGCUUCCGUGAAAUUUCAUGAAAUUUCCGUAACAGCCUUACCCGUGGAGUUUAGGGAAUCGAUCGUGUUUGUUCGCGCAAGAUCGAAAGUAUUUAUACACUUAACGGCAAUUAGAAGAGCGCAGUAACGCAAUAUAUGAUAGAACCGAAAGAAGAAAACGCGUCGAGAAAUCAACGCGACGGAUGAAUUGAACGUCGAUUCGUUCGAUUUAGUCAACGUUAGGGAGAUACUUCUUUCCUUUCGUCUCUUGUUAUGCCGAGUAUUCUCUUCCUUUUUUUUUUUGUUUUGAACAUCCUUCAAAUUAUUGUACGUACAGUAUUUAAGCAUACGAGACGGUUUUGUUAUCAUUUUUUCUUUCUGUCCUUUAUCUUUUCUCUUUCUUACUUUCCUUCUGUUUUUUUUUUUUGUUAAUACCUGUAGAUCCGUUGCACGAAUUUCGUUUUAAGCGCGACGCGUGUGCCACGCGCGUGUGCGCAUACUUAUAAAUAAAUUACGGAGGAUCAAUAGACUGAGAACGAAUGAACGAAGAGAGAAUCGGGAGAUGAGAUUAUUGUUGAUCUGUUCGUUGCGAUUAAAUGUUUACAGCUGAUAGAACUGUUUCGUUGAGCUUUUGUAAUUGGACUGUGUCGUCGUCGUCAUCGUCGUCGUCGUCGUCGUCGUCGUCGUCGUCGUCGACAUUAGGGGUCGGCCUCUCGAACGGAGCGUUUAAUCGGCGGCUGGAGGAGCAUCGGUCCGAUUGUUUAUAAUAUUUAUUUCGGUGUCGAUGGGAAAAUAUUUUCAUUCCUUGCUUCUUUCUGGCAGGAAGUUUACGAGCGGUAUACUGUUCUCGUCUUUUGGCACGAGGUUCAUUCGAGGACCCGGCAUGUUUAUAUCGACGACUAAGACUCGAGUUGUCUAACGACCAUCAUUUUUCGAGCAUACUGUUCUCGCGAGGAGAACCGAUCGGAUCGAAUCGGAUCGAGGAGAAAUCGAAGUAAAAGUUACCCGGAAUAACGGUUCGUCGGCCGUGUUAGGUGUCUACGCGUGUCCGAGCGAGCGUAUUGUACAGAAAUUCUUGCCACGCUGCGAGAGGAACGUUCGUUCGAACCGUAGAUUCUUGUUUGCGUUCCUCUGUUCCUCGAGCAACGUGAAAACAGCGACGUCUCCUCGACGUUCCCGAAAGGAAGCUCGCUCGAAAACCAAGAAAGAACUUCGUAACAACCAGAAAAAUAGUGUGUCCUUAAGAAUCAACAAAAAAAGCUAACGAACGUUUUAUAAAUUUUUUUCUCGGGAGGAAGCGCGUUUUUUCACUUCCGCCGGAAUUAAAUCAAUUAGAUCGAAUUCAGUUUCACGUACUCGCGAUCGUCGUGUUCGCAUUUUUAUAGAUUUGCUAUAACGAAUUGUUACAUAGGGAAGAAAAAGAGAAAGCGAAAGAGAGGGGAGAGAGAGAGAGGGAGCGAAAGAGAUAAUUUUUUAUACACGAUAACUCUGGUUUGAGUGGUAUGACGCGUCGACUGAGAUCUAUACUUAAAGAUAUAUGUCGCUGUAACAUAGACACUUUACAAUUAAUUGCUCAGUACUAGGUUAUAACUGGAUUCAACACGAUCAUUAAUAUAGUCCGUAAGACUAAUGUUAACGAUUAUUUACACGAUAAUGUUAUUAAGAAAUAACGCAAUAAAUAUUUUACUUCUA